This is a messenger RNA of Olea europaea var. sylvestris, 774 nucleotides long. RefSeq lists its product as uncharacterized. Gene Ontology annotation, biological process: translation. The record is from RefSeq and is a predicted model, not a curated record. The transcript is spliced from 3 exons. Gene Ontology annotation, cellular component: ribosome. Lineage: Eukaryota; Viridiplantae; Streptophyta; Magnoliopsida; Lamiales; Oleaceae. The coding region runs from base 251 to 706 and encodes 151 amino acids. Gene Ontology annotation, molecular function: structural constituent of ribosome; small ribosomal subunit rRNA binding.
CCCAAUAUUAUUUGUUCACCAAUGUAAGCAAAUUUGUAAGCUUAACUGAACAGCCAGGCGGCCCAAAUCCAGAGGCCAUCGUCUUUUACUCUUUUUCUUCAUUUUCCAGCCAAAUAGCCGCCGGACUCUUCUGUGCCCUUCGAUCCUGGGUGAAUUCUCUGUCUAUUUUCUUUCUUGCUUAAUUCAGAACCGACCCUCAAACGAAUUUUGAAAUUUCAGCUUACAUAGCGGAGCCAGUUAAAGAGAAAAGAUGCCUCUUUACGACUGCAUGCUUUUGUUAAAGCCCCAUGUCAAGAAGGAGUCCUUAAUGGAACUAGUUUCCCGGGUUGGGAAGCAUGUUUUUAGGAAAAAUGGAGUGGUCACUGAUAUGAAGUCCUUUGGGACUGUUCAAUUGGGUUAUGGCAUCAAGAAGCUUGAUGGAAAAUAUUAUCAGGGCCAACUGAUGCAAAUGACGAUGAUGACACCCCCCAGUAUGAACAAGGAACUGCAUUACCUAAACAAGGAAGACCGAUUGCUUCGCUGGCUCUUAGUUAAACACCGUGACAUCAAAUAUGGACUGGAAUUUUUGAGUGAAGAUGAUUCUAAAAAUGAGCUUAACAGGUUCAAAAGCAACUUAUAUGAUGAUGAAGACACUGAUGAGGACGAAGACGAUGAAGAUGUCGACAAUGAAUAUCAAUUGGAGCAAGCAGAGACAAAGGAUGCCUGAAAAAAUGAUGUCACUCACCAUGAGUUUCAUUCGUCUGUUGUCACUCUUUUUUUUUUUUUUUUUUUUGC